AUGAAUGAGAAGCUGAAACUCGCGCCUGCAUAUUUGCUCCCCAAUUGGAGAGCCUUUGUCCAUCCAGAAGGGCAAAUAUAUUUUGCGCGAUCCACGCAACCGGUCGUGGUCACCGAGGCCUGCAUUUCCAUCCAGAAAGUCGGAGAUGAGAUUUCUGCCUGGACGGCGCUGAUCGAGGCUCGGAUCGUUGACCUCGGGAUCUAUCUCACGGCGUCCGUAGAAAUUUGGAUGAACUUGGGCGAGACAGAGGGGACGUUGCAGUACUAUUUCAUCGACCAUUCAAAGCACUCCGUUUUUUGGCUCGAUGACUUGCACACGGCGGCCGUCGGUCUUCCCGAAUCGGUGUCUGCGUCCCAUCUUCAGCACGCAAUAGAGGAGAAUUACUGGAGUCAUGUAGAGCAAUUCCCGUGUCAUGGGCAAGGGGCUUCAUUGUCUGAGGUCGACGAUCUCAUUAACAUCAUGUUCCAUGCUCGCGCAGCUGUAGAUCAACUGACAUCGGACAACUCUACUUUUCCGUACACGGCAGAGGAAUGCGCCACCUUCCUUCAGUUGUUGCGUGAGAGCCGAGAUCGCAUCUCGGACGCUCGGAUCACUUGCUUUGUCGCACGGAUAUGGGGUGUCAUCGCUCUACACAGACACCAAAUCCACUACGGAGAGGAGGUCUGCCGGUUGUCAAGAACACAGCCGAUUUUGGAGGCUAUGCCAACGAAGUCGAGCUUUGUCCACCGAGCACUCUCACGGGUGCUAUUCGGCGUUCCUGAAACAUACCGGUCACAGCUCGAUGAUCUCUAUGUGGACAAUAUUCUCUAUCUCUCUCAAUGGGAAAAGUUUGUCAAGGAAGUGUCCGCUGAGUACAGGACCUCAACGCAAUGGGUACGUCGACACGCCUACCCUGGUUAUACUUACGCUGGCUGA
Molecule: messenger RNA, 915 nt
Organism: Stereum hirsutum FP-91666 SS1
Lineage: Eukaryota; Fungi; Basidiomycota; Agaricomycetes; Russulales; Stereaceae
Exons: 4
Coding region: 1-915 (304 amino acids)
Source: RefSeq, a predicted model, not a curated record